This is a messenger RNA of Myripristis murdjan (pinecone soldierfish), 5691 nucleotides long. It is a transcript of the gene atp8a2, whose product is annotated as ATPase phospholipid transporting 8A2. Gene Ontology annotation, cellular component: trans-Golgi network; plasma membrane. Gene Ontology annotation, molecular function: ATPase-coupled intramembrane lipid carrier activity; magnesium ion binding; ATP hydrolysis activity. Lineage: Eukaryota; Metazoa; Chordata; Actinopteri; Holocentriformes; Holocentridae. The coding region runs from base 660 to 4106 and encodes 1148 amino acids. Gene Ontology annotation, biological process: neuron development; phospholipid translocation. The transcript has 36 exons. The record is from RefSeq and is a predicted model, not a curated record.
UUAAGGGUUGAUAUAUAAAUAUUUCACUUAUUCUUAGGAGUGGCUUACCUGCUUGAUACCAAGUUAAAUCAUUCUAAAAAAAAAUCUUCUACUCUGCACAAUUGGAGAUAUGACAUAGUACAAUAAUUAUGAAAGGAGAAAACGACCCUGUAGAGAGUUAUCUUUGAAGUUGCAUCGGCGUGAUCACAGUCUGUGGAGGGGAACAAGUGAUCUCCUGAUGGAUGGCUCCUGCCUCCGGGAUGUCAUCUGACCCAUCUGUGCCCGAGCAUAGGAGACCUUAAGGCGAUACAGGAGGCUUCUGGCCCUUUAAAAGCAGAGCCCCAGCUUUCCCCCCUCCGCGGCAUUGAAGGAGCUCCAUAUGGCUUCCUCUCGUUGUCUGGACCGGUAGUUGUGAGUGCAGCAUCAAAUCCGAGGGAAGGGGGGCAGACGGUCCAAUCACGCCGGAUCAAGGCUCUCCGAGGCGGCAGACGGCCAGAUGACACGGCGGUGGAGCUUGGCGGGCCAUUAUCUUUCAGCGGGAGCUUCCCCGACAGCGAGGCCGACGGAGGAGAGGGGCAGGACGGGCGCGCUGCUGCAUCUGUCCUCGCACAGGCUCGUCGUCGUUGAGCCAGCUGGGACCUGCUUGCUCGUCCGCCGGUUACCGCAAGGCAGAUGAUGAGAUGUCCGGGACGACUUCCCAGGCGGAUCCCGUAGACGCCACGGCGCGGACGGUGCUGCUCAACCGGCAACAGAACACCAAGUUCUGCGACAACCAUGUCAGCACAACCAAGUAUGGGGUGCUCACGUUCCUGCCCAGGUUCCUGUACGAGCAGAUCAGGCGGGCUGCCAACGCCUUCUUCCUGUUCAUCGCCCUCAUGCAGCAAAUCCCUGAUGUAUCACCGACGGGUCGCUACACAACGCUGGUCCCGCUCAUUUUCAUCCUCACUGUGGCCGGGAUCAAAGAGAUCAUAGAGGACUAUAAAAGACACAAGGCAGACAACACAGUCAACAAGAAGAAGACAACAGUGCUGCGGAAUGGAGCCUGGCAGACAAUCAUCUGGAAACAGGUGGCAGUAGGAGACAUAGUGAAGGUGACCAAUGGCCAGCACCUUCCAGCUGACAUGGUUAUAGUGUCCUCCAGCGAGCCGCAGGCCAUGUGCUACACCGAGACGUCCAACCUGGACGGAGAGACCAACCUGAAGAUCAGACAGGGUCUCUCCCUCACAGCUGCCGUCCAAUCCCUGGAGGAGCUGAUGGCUCUGUCUGGUCGUCUGGAGUGUGAAGGCCCCAACAGACACCUGUAUGACUUCACCGGCACGCUGCGGCUGGAUAACCACAAUCCGGCUCCUCUGGGUCCAGAUCAGGUGCUGUUGCGUGGCGCCCAGCUCAGGAACACGCAGUGGGUUGUGGGAAUUGUAGUGUACACCGGCCAUGACUCCAAACUGAUGCAAAAUUCAACCAAGGCGCCCCUGAAGCGCUCAAACGUGGAGCGGGUGACCAACAUGCAGAUCCUGGUCCUGUUCUGCAUCCUGCUGGUCAUGGCGCUGGUCAGCUCCGUGGGCGCUGCCAUCUGGAACAGGCAGCACACCGAGGAGGCCUGCUGGUACCUGUCCCGCGCCGGUGAUAUCUCCACUAACUUUGCGUACAACCUGCUGACGUUCAUCAUCCUCUACAACAACCUGAUCCCCAUCAGCCUGCUGGUCACUCUGGAGGUGGUCAAGUUCACACAGGCCCUCUUCAUCAACUGGGAUGUGGAAAUGUACUACCCAGAGACAGACACGCCGGCUAUGGCUCGAACGUCCAAUCUCAAUGAAGAACUGGGCCAGGUGAAGUAUCUGUUCUCUGACAAGACGGGAACUCUGACCUGCAACGUCAUGCACUUCAAGAAGUGCACCAUCGCAGGAAUCACAUAUGGCCAUUUCCCCGAUCUUGACUGUGAUCGUUCAAUGGAGGACUUCAGCAAUCUUCCGUCCAACAGCCAUAACUCGACGGAGUUCGAUGACCCGGCUCUCAUCCAGAACAUCGAGAAGAACCACCCGACAUCACCUCAGAUCUGUGAGUUCCUGACCAUGAUGGCGGUGUGCCACACGGUGGUACCAGAGCGAGAGGGAGACCAGAUCAUUUACCAGGCCUCCUCGCCUGACGAAGGAGCGCUGGUUAAAGGGGCCAAAGGACUGGGCUUCAUCUUCACCGCCAGGACGCCGCACUCCGUCAUCAUCGAAGCUAGAGGAGAGGAGAAGAGCUAUGAGCUGUUAAACGUGCUGGAGUUCUCCAGUAACCGCAAGCGCAUGUCUGUGGUGGUCAGGACGCCCAACGGGAAGCUGCGUCUGUACUGCAAAGGAGCCGAUAAUGUCAUUUUCGAGCGUCUGACCGAAGCGUCCCAGUACAAAGAACUGACGGUGGCUCAUCUGGAGCAGUUUGCCACUGAAGGUCUCCGGACGCUGUGUUUUGCCUAUGUUGACCUGGAGGAAGGCGCCUACCAGGAGUGGCUGAAGGAGUACACGCGUGUCAGCACCGUGCUCAAGGACCGCACUCAGAAACUGGAGGAGUGCUACGAGCUGCUGGAAAAGAACCUGAUGCUGCUGGGUGCCACGGCGAUCGAGGACCGUCUCCAGGCCGGCGUCCCGGAGACCAUCGCCACUCUGAUGAGAGCCGACAUCAAGAUCUGGGUCCUGACUGGAGACAAGCAGGAGACGGCCAUCAACAUAGGUUACUCCUGUCGCCUGGUGACGCACGGCAUGUCGCUCAUCAUCGUCAAUGAAGACUCUCUGGAUGCUACCCGUGCCACGCUGACGGCCCACUGCUCGUCUCUGGGCGACUCCCUGAGGAAGGAGAACGAGCUCGCCCUGAUCAUCGACGGCCAGACGCUGAAGUACGCUCUGUCCUUCGAGCUGCGCCAGGCCUUCCUCGACCUGGCUCUGUCCUGCAAGGCUGUCAUCUGCUGCAGAGUGUCUCCGCUGCAGAAGUCGGAGAUCGUGGACAUGGUGAAGAGGCACGUCAAGGCCAUCACGCUGGCCAUCGGCGACGGCGCCAACGACGUGGGCAUGAUCCAGACCGCUCACGUCGGAGUGGGUAUCAGUGGCAACGAGGGCAUGCAGGCCACCAACUCCUCUGACUACUCCAUAGCACAGUUCUCUUACCUGGAGAAGCUGCUGUUGGUCCACGGGGCCUGGAGCUACAACCGUGUCACCAAGUGCAUCCUCUACUGUUUCUAUAAGAAUGUGGUCCUCUACAUUAUAGAGCUCUGGUUUGCCUUUGUGAACGGGUUUUCUGGCCAGAUCCUAUUUGAGCGCUGGUGUAUAGGCCUCUACAAUGUGAUCUUUACUGCACUGCCGCCCUUCACCCUCGGGAUAUUCGACCGGCCGUGCAGCCAGCAGAACAUGCUCCGCUUCCCCCAGCUCUACCGAAUCACCCAGAAUGCCGAGGGCUUCAACACCAAGGUGUUUUGGGGUCACUGUAUCAACGCACUGAUUCAUUCAAUUAUUCUCUUUUGGUUUCCUCUUAAAAUAUUAGAGCAUGACUCUCCCUUCAGUAAUGGCCAUGGGAAUGACUACCUGUUUGUAGGAAACAUGGUCUACACAUACGUGGUAGUCACAGUGUGUCUGAAAGCUGGAAUGGAGACCACCGCUUGGACCAGGUUUUCCCACCUGGCGGUGUGGGGCAGCAUGGCGCUCUGGAUGGUCUUCUUUGCUGUCUACUCAGCCAUCUGGCCCACCAUCCCCAUCGCCCCUGACAUGCUGGGCCAGGCUGGCAGGGUGAUGCAGUGCUGGCACUUCUGGCUGGGUCUGGUCCUGGUGCCUGCUGCUUGUUUACUCAAAGACUUUGCUUGGAACGCCGGGCGGCGCUCGGUGAGGAAGUCUCUCCUAGAGGAGGUGCAGGAGCUGGAGGCGCGUGCCGUCGACCCGGGAGCAGCAGUACUGAGAGAUGCCAGCGGCCGCAGUCUGAACGAACGAGCCCAUCUCUUGACAAGAGUAUUUAGGAAAACACCCUCAAGUGUAGGCCGCUCCAACUCAGUACAGCAGACUGUGUCACAUGGCUAUGCCUUCUCUCAGGAGGAGCACGGGGUGGUGUCCCAGUCCCAGGUCGUGCGCUCCUACGAUACCACCCGCCAACGCCCCAGCCUCUAGCCCCGCCCUUUACCACUGCCUCGGCUCACUGUAGCAAAUGGUUGCCAGGGUGACAGCGGAGACAGACUUAUGUGACACCCUCACUCCGGGUGACCGACCCCUGCUGUGGCCUUACUGGAACUAUGAUCUGACCUGUCCCCCCCCGCCCCUCCGAGGGUUCUGGAUAGGCAUGGAGGCCGUCACCGGGGCGUGGAGGACUGACUUGGGAGAAGGGACCAGGCCAACUUUAUGGAAUAAAUGUUCUCCCAACUCCCACACAAGCUGCACAGGCAUGAGCGACCAUAUCCACGCACAGACAUGGGAAACCAAACUCAGAGACUGCUACUUGUACUGUAUAUCCCACAGACUGGGUUUGGUUUAUGCUACUGUGUGUUAAAUGUGUGUGUGUGUGUGUAUAAGUGUGUAUGUGUGUGUGCUGUCCAGUGCAUCUGUAUCUGCCUGUGCAUGUGUGUCUGCACACAUUUGCGCUCAUGUGUGUGCUUGUGCACGUGUAUGUGUGUGUGUGUGUAUAUGUGUGUGUGUGCGUAUACGUUUGCUUCCACAGUUCCCACUCGACUCCCCGUCCUAAGCUGGGUUUAGCCAGUCUGUCAUCACAUGCUGAUGUGGAAAGGAAGGUGGCUUCAAAAUAAACACACACACACACACACACACACACACACAGCGAGAGAGAGAAGCCCAGCAGGAAUUCCUUACAGAGGGAGGAGGGAGGUGUAGACGCCAGACCCCCAGAGCAUAUCCCAUCUGCAGGCCCCCGUCCCGUCCUGUCCUCCCCAAGCCUCACUGCCAAACACCACAGAGAUGCCACUGAGGCAGAACCCUCACCCCAAACUCUCCUGUCCCGCCUGGACCGCCGCCCCUCGCCGCCCCCCCAAACCUCUGCUGGGAUGUGCCACAACACACGGGAACACACACCUUGCUUAUCUCUCUCUGUGUCCCUACAUUUCUCUACACCUCCCUGCCACCCAGCGGCCCCUGCGUCUCUCCUCCCCUGCAGCACGUCUCCUCGUCCUUCUCGGUUGAAUCCACCUCUUCUUUUCCUUUUUUUUUUUUUUUUUUUUUUUUUUAAAUUUCCUGCUUCAAUUCCAACUGCUCCUGUGAUUCCCAAGUCGCAUCGCUGCCUGUCCGGCCUGGGAGGUUGCCUGACUUAGAAGCAGCAGCAGCAGCAGCAGCAGCAGCAGCCUGGCGUUAGAGCUUCCGCCUUCGGUUGUGUUGGAUUUCCACUCACCACUGGACUUUUUUUGUUGAAUAAAGUGGACAUGUGUAUUUGUUUAUCUUUUUUUUUUUUUUUUUUUGCUCUUAUUUGUCUGUUUUUUUGUACUCAUUUGUGGAGAAAUGUCUUAGAGGGAAUAUUUUACUUGAACUAGUGCUACGAGGCAUCCGACAGAGAAAGGAAUCUGAUUGAGAUGUUCGGUUGCAUCAUGUGAUUUUUCUGUCUCUGGGAUGUGUCUGAAUGUAGAGUCCAUUGUCUGUGUGCUCUGUGUUGAGGACACUUGGGUUCAGGAAUGCAAGGAUACAGGGGGUGGGUGCCGGAGUUGUCCAAUCAAGUCCUAAUCAUUAAAUCUAAUCAAUCCAUGGUCUGACCAAA